Aplysia californica (California sea hare) is the source of this 3357-nucleotide messenger RNA. Its product is annotated as protein VAPYRIN. Lineage: Eukaryota; Metazoa; Mollusca; Gastropoda; Aplysiida; Aplysiidae. The transcript has 6 exons. Gene Ontology annotation, molecular function: protein binding. The coding region runs from base 394 to 1578 and encodes 394 amino acids. The record is from RefSeq and is a predicted model, not a curated record.
UUGGACUUGAUUUCUUUUGGCAGGUGGUAUCAGAGAGUGUAUAAUUCAUAAACUUUAUGGUAGUACAAACAAAUGGUCAGGACAGGAUCUUUGCUUUGACGAGCUUUACGAAGAUCAUUACAGAUGUUCUCAAUGUUCACGUUACUAAAAUUAAACAGUUGUAGAUUGCAAUAAAUAUUCAAGGUGUAGCUUUGGAACGUAAGUCUGUUUAAUUUACUGAAAGAAGGAAACCUGGCUCUUCCCACGCUUGCAAACAAAAACAGCUGAAGAAUCAAAUCGUACAAAGACCGCCGGCACAUGCUUGUUGGAGUCACAGCAACAUUGUAUCUGCAACUGAAACCGACAAUUUCUCUGAGUGUUAUUGUUUAUUCGAUUCAAUUUGUCUUUUUCUAAAUGGAUAUGAAUUUCGAGAAGAAACCCCCGGGCCUGUUGGACGUGAUAAGUCAGAAGCUGCUCUCUCAAACUCCACUACACUUCGCAUGUUACAAUGGAGAUGAACAACUGUUGGAAACCUUGAUCGGAAGAGCAUUUUUGUACAACAACAAUGACGGCGAGGCAGCUGAAGCUUGUGUCAGUUCUUGGGUUUCAGAAGAAGAUGGCAUCAAUGGUUGGACACCAGCUCACUGGGCGGCGUUCUAUGGGCAGCUGAAGUGCCUCAUGAAGUUACAUGUCAAACCAAACCUUGGGUUUGACACAGCGACUCAUAGAUCCAACACAAGUCCUCUGCAUUUGGCAGCCCAGACUGGUGCUGUGCUGUGCCUGAAAUGGCUCUUGCAAUGCGGUGCUUCCAAGAACAGACAGGACUUCAUGGGAGAGACUGCGCUUCACAAAGCCUCCAAGGCUGGAAAUGCUGACUCAGCUGCCAUGUUAAUCGCUCAUGGCUGCUCACUGAACUUGAAAAACCAUCGUGGCAUGACUCCCGUUGAGUUGGCGGAGGAAUCGGGCUACCAUGCUCUGGCCCAGUACCUGAGGAGGGCAUACGAACAGUCCGAGUAUGGAGGAACUACCAUCACUAGAGAGCCUCACUCUCUUCCCUUGUCGGAGCUGAAUCCACCCACAGUGUGCACAAAUCAGACAGGCGUACAGUUCGCGCCCUCUGAUUCAGACAGACUGCACCCGUACAUAUCCAUGAAUGGAGAGGUUAUCAACAACAGUGGUUCCCGCGCUGCUCCUCAGGACUCGAUGGAUCUCGGGGACUCAGAGAUGCAGGACUCUGAUAGACCUUCAAUCCCUGAGUUUUUUCUGCAUGGUGAUAAUAAGGCCAGUGGUUUUGGCGGAACAAAACGGUCAUUUGACUCGGAAGACGACGAUCUGAAUUCAAAUAAGCGUAGAUGCUUCGUCGCCGCCUCCCAGCAAACACAUGAAGAACGGUACGGCAACUCGUCUAAUAACAACAUAAUCUCGUCUUACAAUGCGGUUUUAGCCAUGAGGGUGGAACCAUUGACCACUUACACAGGUGAAGCCCCAGGCAGCCCGGUCCUGCCCCAGUCCUCCGUGAUGGACCAUCAGGCGUCUCUGGUCGCCCAGCAGGGCUACGACAGCUCCUUCAUGAACUCCAUCGGAUCUGCUUUCCACUGAGCUCCAAGAUCAGGACCGUCCGUGUGCUGUGUGUUCUCCGUGCACUUUCCCCCUCAUUGUAGCCAGCCACAUACAGUAUGGGUUCUGCUUUUCCUCCCCAGAUGUUUGAGAAUUUCUGAGCCUCAGGUUAUUAGAACUUUGUGUGUGUGUGUUGAGGGGGGCCUUUGUGCAGUUAUAUUAUUGUUUUUGCGUUUGAACCCGUUGUCGACCCAUCUUUCUUAUGCAUUCCCAUAUGAUUUGAAACUCUUGCAGAAAAGAAGCUAUAACGGGUAACCCGUAAGCUGUCACACAUUUGACCCAUGCUCUUCCCGUACCUGUUAUCUCCUCUGACAGUAACAAAAAUGCAUUGUGGCUUAGCUUUGAGAUCAUUAAGUUAAUGCUGAUGGCUGAAGAUCGGACUCAAGUCUCCUUUCUCUGUCUGUCUAAUGUUGCUUGUAUUUUAAAAGCAAUUAUAUGAUUGUUGUUGUGUCAGGUUUAUUCUCUCUUACUCUAAAUAUAAUUGUCCUUUUUUAUGUACAAAGUGUAUUAAAAAUUUUACUGCUUGUAUAUUACUCGUGAUUUGUUAGUCCAGUAUGCUGUCUCUUUUAUCAUGUGUAUAUAUAUAUUACUGGUUCAUCAUACCAUAUAUUUUGGGACAAUCAUAUUGAUGACAAGAAUAGCAAGUCUACACAAUAAAAUAAUUUUUUUUUAAAUAUAUUCAUUCCUUUUGAUUUUAUCCUUUUUUAAAAAAUUUUUUAGCUUACGCUCGUACUUUAACUUUUUCUUUCCUCUCGUAUUGUUAGACGUUGAGUGAGGGAAUAUACAAUUUUCAGUCCAGGACUAGAUAGAUGGCUUGUGUUGUAGAGAUAUGUAUUUCUGUUGGAGAACCUCUUUGACGCCAUCCUGUCAAGUUUUUCAUGGUCUCUCCCUACCGUUGUAGCCUGGUUCUCUUGCACUGAAUGCUCAUGCAGCUGGUUGAUUGGGAGGGGGGGGGGGGCAUUCUCAUCAGGUGAUCCAAUCAUGUAAUUCUUUUGACAUUCAAAUAUUUGCUCUAUGACCCUAUGAUCGUUUUCAUGUCAGUCAAUUUACGGACAGUUUCAUUCCUUAUGCGGUUUUUCCUUGUGACUUGGAGUAGUCUUCUGAAGCAUUUCACCUCGUAGACAAUGAUCAUCCUUUAAUAAGGCUUUACGGUGCUAUGUGUGUAGCUGUCACAUCUAGCAUUGGUAUUUCAGUGUUGGAGGGAAUUUGCUGUUGAUAGUUGCCUUUUCACUUUCAUUGAUAGGUAUUUGUGGGUGACAAUGGAUCAGUUACUAACCCCCCCCCCCCCCCCCCCCGUAUUUAAAUUCCCCCUAGCACGUUUGAAUUGUGUGUCCCGGCAGUGGGGAUGUUCUGUUGGCCUGGGUUUCUACUGACUUUCAUUUUUUUAAAUUUUUUUUGGGGGGGCAAUGCUGGUUCUCAUUGGGUGUUCUUUACAUCUUUCAUUCAAGCCACUUGUGUGUACUUGCAAGCUGUUGUGGUGUGCUUUUAAAAUGCUGUGGUCAGUGGGGAACAGGAGUUCUUUUGAGUUGUCAUUAUAUGUAUUUGCCUCAGUGAGAACUCAGUUCAUAUGUAAUAAAUAAAAGCGCAGAGAGCACACAGACUUUGAGAACUUGCCUGACAAUAUUGGAAGUCAGUCAGUGAGUUUUUUUUAUGUUCUUAUGACACAAAGAAUUAACAAAUGGCUUGGUUUCUUAAAACAAUAAGUUGCCAUUCCAAGUGAAUUUUCUGUUGCAGGACACAAGAGUAAAGUAAAAAAAAAAA